GGUGCCACCAUAGCUUCUGCUGCUGCGGCUGCCGCGGCGGAGCUGAAGCCGCCGAGCGUGAUCCCCGAGGGCGCUGUGAGCUGGGCCCGAGCGAACGGGGGCGCUGACGAGUAUUAGGGGCUUUUGAAGCGGGCGGUGGGUGUGCGGGGACUGGAAAGCAGCUCCCAAGGCCAGGGUGGGGGAGGGAGGCUCCCGUAUCAGAUCGGGUCAGCACGAGCCCCGGCUGCCAGCGUAGUGACCCGGCCCCCUGAGGACCGCUUGGGUGGCUUAGGCGGCCUCCUUCCUUGGACACCGCAGUUACCAUGGGAACACUUGGGUUAUAACCGGCGCCAAGUCCUCCUAGAGCCCAUCCCAUUCUUCAGUUAAACGCCUCUCGCUGGCGUGGGCCUGACAUUUCUUCACUCUAGGGGGUCGUCCUUCCUUCCUAAGAAAUCUAGCAGGCUAGGGUGGGGAUGAGUAGUGAGAAAGGACAGGGCAAUGCCCAGAGUAAGACCGGCUGACAGGCAGAAGACACCUACUGUGAUGCCAAGAUUGCUUCUGCCAUCUCAGGCCAGUGAACGUGCAUAUCCGAAGGCCGUGUUAAGCGAGAAGGCAGUACCACUGUCGAGACAAGUCCUAAGUCUAGGCCAGGGACUGUCCUUAGGGGCUCCUGGUUAUUAUGGCUGGGGAAGGGUCAACCAUUACCAGCCGCAUCAAGAACUUGCUGCGGUCACCAUCCAUCAAAUUACGCAGAAGUAAAACAGGAAACCGGCGAGAAGACCUCAGCUCCAAGGUGACCUUGGAGAAGGUGCUGGGAGUAACAGUAUCUGGAGGCAGAGGACUGGCUUGUGAUCCCCGAUCAGGUUUAGUUGCCUACCCCGCUGGGUGUGUGGUUGUGCUGUUCAAUCCCCGGAAACACAAACAGCACCAUAUCCUCAACAGUUCCAGGAAAACCAUUACUGCCCUCGCCUUCUCGCCUGAUGGCAAGUUCUUGGUCACUGGAGAGAGUGGGCACAUGCCUGCUGUGCGGGUUUGGGAUGUGGCUGAACGUAGCCAGGUGGCAGAGCUACAGGAGCACAAGUAUGGCGUGGCCUGUGUGGCCUUCUCCCCUAGUGCCAAGUACAUUGUAUCUGUGGGUUACCAGCAUGAUAUGAUUGUCAACGUGUGGGCCUGGAAGAAAAACAUCGUUGUAGCCUCCAACAAAGUAUCUAGUCGAGUGACCGCAGUGUCCUUUUCUGAAGACUGCAGCUACUUUGUCACCGCAGGCAACAGGCACAUCAAAUUCUGGUAUCUCGAUGACAGUAAGACCUCAAAGGUGAAUGCCACUGUGCCCCUGCUGGGACGUUCGGGGCUGCUGGGGGAACUGCGGAACAACCUGUUCACUGAUGUGGCUUGUGGCCGAGGAAAAAAGGCUGACAGUACUUUCUGCAUCACGUCUUCUGGACUGCUGUGCGAGUUCAGUGACCGCAGGCUUCUGGACAAGUGGGUGGAGCUGAGGAACACAGACAGCUUCACAACCACUGUGGCCCACUGCAUCUCUGUGAGUCAAGAAUACAUCUUCUGUGGUUGUGCCGAUGGCACCGUGCGCCUAUUCAAUCCCUCCAACCUGCAUUUCCUCAGUACCCUACCCAGACCUCAUGCCCUGGGAACAGACAUUGCCAGCAUCACUGAGGCCAGUCGCCUCUUCUCUGGAGGGGCCAAUGCCAGGUACCCAGACACCAUUGCCUUGACCUUUGAUCCAACUAAUCAGUGGCUGUCUUGUGUAUACAACGACCACAGCAUCUAUGUUUGGGAUGUGAGGGACCCCAAGAAAGUGGGCAAGGUGUACUCAGCUCUCUAUCAUUCCUCCUGUGUCUGGAGCGUGGAGGUCUACCCCGAGAUAAAGGACAGCAAUCAGGCCUGUCUGCCCCCCAGUUCCUUUAUUACCUGCUCCUCAGACAAUACCAUCCGCCUGUGGAACACAGAGAGCUCUGGGGUACACGGCUCUACCCUGCAUAGAAACAUCCUCAGCAAUGACCUCAUUAAGAUCAUCUAUGUGGAUGGGAACACUCAGGCUCUGUUGGACACUGAGCUACCUGGAGGAGACAAAGCUGAUGGGUCCCUGAUGGACCCCCGAGUAGGCAUCCGUUCUGUGUGUAUCAGCCCCAAUGGACAACACUUAGCUUCAGGAGACCGCAUGGGGACCCUUAGGGUACAUGAACUGCAGUCCCUGAGUGAAAUGUUGAAGGUAGAAGCCCAUGACUCUGAGAUCCUAUGCCUGGAGUACUCUAAACCAGACACAGGCUUGAAGCUGCUGGCAUCAGCAAGCCGGGACCGUCUGAUCCAUGUGCUGGAUGCUGGGCGGGAGUAUAGUCUACAACAAACACUGGACGAGCAUUCAUCCUCCAUUACUGCUGUCAAAUUCGCAGCCAGUGAUGGGCAAGUGCGCAUGAUCAGCUGUGGAGCAGACAAGAGCAUUUACUUCCGAACUGCACAGAAGUCUGGAGAAGGAGUACAGUUUACACGAACACACCACGUGGUACGGAAGACAACCCUCUAUGACAUGGAUGUAGAGCCCAGCUGGAAGUACACGGCCAUCGGCUGCCAGGACCGAAAUAUUCGGAUCUUCAACAUCAGUAGUGGGAAGCAGAAAAAGCUGUUUAAAGGGUCACAGGGCGAGGAUGGCACUCUCAUUAAGGUGCAGACAGACCCCUCAGGGAUCUACAUUGCCACCAGCUGUUCUGAUAAGAACCUCUCCAUUUUUGACUUCUCCUCGGGCGAGUGUGUUGCCACUAUGUUUGGUCACUCAGAGAUUGUCACUGGCAUGAAAUUUAGUAACGACUGCAAGCAUCUCAUCUCUGUGUCAGGGGACAGCUGCAUAUUUGUCUGGCGCCUGAGCUCUGAGAUGACCAUCAGCAUGAGGCAGCGCCUGGCAGAGUUGCGCCAGCGUCAGCGAGGAGGCAAGCAGCAGGGACCAACCUCCCCCCAAAGGGCCUCUGGACCCAAGCAGCACCAGGCUCCAGUGGUGACCCCUCCUGGGCCAGCUCUUUCAUCAGACAGUGACAAGGAGGGAGAAGAUGAGGGCACUGAGGAGGAGGAGCUGCCAGCUCUGCCCAUUCUGGGCAAGAGCACCAAGAAAGAGCCAGCCUCAGUCUCUAGUCCAGCCUUGCUCCGAAGCCUGUCCCACUGGGAAAUGAGUCGGGCGCAAGAGAGCAUGGAGUUCCUGGGCCCAACUCCUGUAGCCAACACAGGACCCAAAAGAAGAGGGCGCUGGGCUCAGCCAGGUGUGGAGCUGAGUGUUCGCUCCAUGCUGGACUUGAGACAGCUAGAGACCUUGGCCCCAAACCAUCGAGGUCCCAGCCAGGACUCACUGGCGGUGUCCCCGUCUGUUCCUGGGAAGCAUGGUCCACAGGCCUCCGAGCUCUCAUGUGCUGGCCAGAAUGAAAAGGCUCCUCGGCUUCAGGCUUCCCAACCCUGUUCCUGCCCUCACAUUAUCCGAUUGUUGUCGCAAGAGGAAGGAGUCUUUGCCCAAGAUCUGGAGCCUGCACCCACUGAAGAUGGUAUUGUCUACCCGGAACCCAGUGACAGCCCUACCAUGGAUACCAGUGCGUUCCAGGUGCAGGCUCCAACCCGAGGAUCCCUAGGAAGAAUCUACCCAGGCAACAGGGGCUCAGAAAAGCACAGCCCUGACAGUGCGUGCUCUGUGGACUACAGCAGCAGCCGGCUCUCCAGCCCCGAACACCCCAAUGAAGACUCUGAGAGCACAGAGCCCCUAAGUGUGGAUGGCAUCUCCUCAGACCCUGAAGAGCCAGCCGAGGGUGAUGAAGAAGAGGAAGAGGAGGGAGGCCCGGGCCUCUGUGGGCUGCAAGAAGGCAGCCCGCACACCCCAGAUCAGGAGCAGUUUCUGAAACAGCACUUUGAGACGCUGGCCAAUGGGGCCGCUCCAGGGGGUCCAGCAAGGGUCCUAGAGAGGACAGAGUCUCGGAGCAUCUCAUCCCGAUUCCUGCUGCAAGUGCAGACUUCGCCACUCAGGGAACCAUCUUUGUCCUCCUCAAGCUUGGGCCCGGUGUCAAGACCUGACCAGGUGUCACAGACAUCUGGUGACCAGCUGAAAGGCAGUGGUGCCCCUCCCCCAGGAGCACCCCCAGAAAUGGAACCCUCUUCUGCCAACUCCGGCCCCCAGCAGGUGGCUCCUGUGCUGUUGCCACGACGGCGGAACAACCUGGAUAAUAGCUGGGGCCCCCCAAAAAUGGCUACAACCCGCCCCUUAACUCGACUCCAGAAAGCACAGUCUGUGCACAGCCUGGUACCACAGGAUGAGGUGCCUUCAUCACGUCCACUGCUCUCCCGGGAGGUGGAGAUCCAGGGCAGCUUAGGAUCCCUGCCACAAGCUGAUAGCUACCCAUCUCAGACCCACUCCUGCCAGAUCUCCACCUCCAGUUCUACGGCCAAGCUAGCUCGUAGCAUUUCUGUUGGGGAGAACCCAGGCCUGGCAGCUGAACCUCAAGCUCCUGCACCAGUCCGAGUCUCACCACUCAACAAGCUAGCUCUGCCUAGCCGGGCUCACCUUGUCCUGGACAUCCCCAAACCACUGCCUGACCGUCCUACUUUGACCACAUUCUCACCUGUAACCAAGGACCAAGUCCAUAAUGAAGCAGAACAAUCUGGCUCCCUGGUGAACCUAGGAAAGGCUCACACUCCAUUUGAAAGACGGGCCUGUUCAGGGGAGGGUGCCACUCCUAAACCUAGGACAGAGGGCCAGGCUCACCCUGGCCCCAACCACCCCCGUGCCCAGCAAUUGCCGGUCAGCGGUCUCCUCCAAGGCCCCCAGAGCUUUCAGCCCCCAUGCCCUGAGAAGUCUGCGAAUCCCAUGGAAUGCACCAGACCAGGGGCAACCCUGAGCCAGGACUCAGAGCUGGCCUUGAGUCUGCAACAAUGUGAACAGCUUGUGGCGGAGCUCCAGGGGAAUGUGCGCCAGGCAGUGCAGCUCUACCAGCUGGUGACCAGCUGUAAGACACCUUCGGCAGAGCACAGCCACAUCAUCCGUCUCCUGAGAGACACCUUCUCUUCAGUGCGGCAGGAACUAGAGGCCCUGACCGGGGCAGGGCUGUCCAGCCCAGGCGGCAGCCCUGGGGCUGUGGGGGCUGAGCAAACCCAAGCCCUGUUGGAGCAGUACUCAGAGCUAUUGCUUCGAGCUGUGGAGCGGCGUAUGGAGCGCAGACUCUGAAUUCCAGAGCCUGUCCAAGAGAAAUGCUCCCCAUUGAAACUGUAGCCCUUCUUCCACUCAUCAGAACCUGUGAGAAUGUCUGGAGUGGAUAGCAGGGGUCGGUGCGCAGAGGCAAAGCAGCCUUCCCAGCUGCUGCUCAGGGGCCCCUGUAUUUAUUAAUUUAUUUCCAUGACUGUUGCCUCACUUCCUUGGGACUCCUGCCUCGAAAGCCCCUCCAGUGGCUCAUAGCAGGGCAGGUCUUGAGUCUAUGUCAUCUUGGUGCUGUGAGGGGUAGGAGGGCAGCCUGCCUCAUCUGGGGACACUGGGAAGGGCUGGCCUUCUCUUCUUAGAAGCCAUUUGAAGUUACUUCAGGGAUCAGCUCCCUGGGGUGGAGCAUACACAGGGUACGCUGGGGGAGAGGUGAAAGGUGAUGUGGUACUUAGUGCCCUAAAGCCAACUGUAGACCCUUACCUCUACUCCCACACCAGCUGCACUCUCCUGGCUGCCAAAGCAGGGGCGGUUUCCCCCAAUUCCUGGCAGUUGAGAAAGGUAGAGCUGCCUGGCCCUCCAGGGGAUUCCUAGCCCUUAGAAGACUUGAGUUGGUAUCAGGACCUGAGCCCCCACAUUCCGCUCCCAUUCUCCCUGCAAGAGAGCCCUAGCAUUUUCUACCCCAUCCCUUUUUCCCUUGUGGAGCCAGCUGUGGGAUUUUGCUGCUGGACAGUAAAGCCCCCAGCUGGGCAAACACAAAGCCUGCCUACUUUCUUAAGCCCUUUGAGCUUCUUUAUUCUCUAACCCUGGUCCCUAGAGGAUUACUGAAGCCCCAGGGACCACCUCCCCCUAUAUCCCCCGGGCAACAAACAAAAGCGCGAUCAGAAACCUGUAUUGGGAGUUCCCUCAUGGUUUACAGGGCACUAGCCCACCUUCCUAGGCCUUUGGCCACACACACACAAAUGUAUACACAGUUGAGUGUUCAGUGUUAGAAUGCUUGCCUGGCUAGUAGGUACCUGGUUCUGUCACAUUUGGCCUCAGUUUCACUAGCCUGGCUUAGUUAGAACUCUUAUCCAGAAACAUGAAAAGGAACACACUAAAAUUCUGGAAUCUUGGUGUUCAAAGCCAGGCUGACAGGAGAUGGCUAUGGGACACCUGGCUCACAGAGGAGACUCUUUUUCAAAAGCAGUACUGGGUGCUCGGCGAUACUGGAUAGUAGAGAUUGUGGGAUGGAGG
Molecule: messenger RNA, 6388 nt
Organism: Phodopus roborovskii (desert hamster)
Lineage: Eukaryota; Metazoa; Chordata; Mammalia; Rodentia; Cricetidae
Gene: Mapkbp1
Product: mitogen-activated protein kinase binding protein 1
Exons: 31
Coding region: 659-5185 (1508 amino acids)
Molecular function (GO): protein binding
Source: RefSeq, a predicted model, not a curated record